CACCGCUAGGUGGCAGUGAAAAUUGGCGUCUUGUCAUUGUCAGUGAAUGUUUUGUCUGCAUUUUUGGUAAUUUUUGUGGUUUUUGUGGAUAUUUCUGCUGAAAAAGUAGCUCAAUCGACGCCACAAGAGUCCUAGAAGGUUUUUGGCACAAUGGAUAAGAAGCGUGUGACGCGAGGUUCAUCGGAUACUCAAUCGAAAAAGGCGCCGAGAUUCAGUUCGAAGAAGCGAUCACCAUCUCCGGAGGUUGUUCGGAAGUAUGUGACCAGGAGGUCUCCAACAGGAAAGAGAUCACAGUCUCCGAGGGAUGCAAAGGCUAGGAAGGAGUCAAAGUCUCCGAGGAGGGAUGAGAAGAAGCGACCGAAGAAGGAGGAGGGUGGCAAGCGGGAUUCAUCUCCGUCGGCAUCGCCCAAAGUGGGACGGAGGAAGGGUCAACCGUCGCCGAGAGAUAAAUUGGAACUGAAGGCAUCAGGAUCGACAUCUUCAGUGACAACACAAUCAACGAGUAAAACACUGAAUCUGUCGAGGGGACACGAUGAUGCUGAUUUGAAGGCGGCCAAAGUGGUUACUGCGAGGCUGUCUCAGGAGCCCCGGACACUUACGCCAGCUUCUGAGCUCAGCCGCCGCAGUGUCAGUCGUUCAGUGAGUCAGAGUGUUGAUCGUUUUUCCCAUGCGGAAUUUUCCGAUAAUGAAAAUGACGAGAGGAGCUACGAUUUUGGAAAUGAUCUUGCCACAUCGUACAUUCAGAGGGGCAAAAAUCUACUCUCCAAGGAUAAAUUGGUGGCUGCUGGCAAUGUUGGAGCUGCAGUCUAUCUUGUAUUUGUCCCUCUGCUCACUCUAGCUCUCACCUAUCUCUGCCUGACCCGUGGAUGUCCCCUCAAAAUGCCCAACUGGACACAAUUCCAGAAACUCGAAACUUUCGUCAAUUACGAACUUGCUGGACUUUUUGUCUCAUUCACCGUUCUCGUGGCUCUCCUGGGAUCAUUCCCAUUGGGCAGAAUUGUCAAUAUCUAUACGGAUCGCGGAGAGAAUCUCUACUACUUCAACGGAUUGGCAACUGGAUUGAUUGUGGCCGUUGCAAUGGGAACAGCUGAAUUUCUCAAAUUCCCCAUCGUUGAUCUCGUCUACAAGAACACCUUCCAACUCUGUCUCCUGUCCAUUCUCAAUGGUCUCUCCCUGGCCACUUGCCUGCAUCUCCGUGCCAAGAGAACACCCGAAUAUCUCUGGAAUCCUCAAGCCAAAACCGGAAAGAAACUCGUUGACUUCUUCCUGGGCAGAGAAAUUACUCCACUCUGGUUCAAUCGCAUCGACAUCAAACUCGUUCAGAAUCGCAUUUCCACCCUCCUGGCGCUCACUCUCACGGGGAUUUGCUUUUACAAAAGUGUCCACCUUGUGCCCAAGAAGAAGGUACUCGAGGGCGCCGCAGAAGUGACUUUCCUAGAGGAAGUUCUGGCCUUUGUGGAGACAGUUCGCUUCAAUGAGGCCAGUGCAGUGGUCUCAGGACUCUUGGUCCUCUACCUCUUGGAUCUCCUUCUGCAUGAGCAUCACCUGACGAGCUCCUUUGAUCUUCAGUAUGAAGGCGUUGGAGGACUUUUGCUGACAAGAUACGCCACUUUCCCCUUCCUGAUCUCCGUCCUGCCAAAGUUUGUCCUCGAACAGAGGAUGGUUAAUCCACCGCGAUGGGUUCUUGCCAUAUCAGCUGUGCUCUUCCUGGCUGGCGUUGUGCUGAAGAGGGCCAGCAAUAAGCUCAAAUACGAAUACAGAUUGAAUCCACUCAACGCUAAAUUCGAUGACAUCGGUACAAUCCCUACCCACCAAAACAAACGCCUGAUCGUGUCUGGAUUGUGGGGAGUUGUUCGCCAUCCCAAUUAUCUGGGCGAAAUUGUCUCCCUGCUGUCACUCUUGCCAGUGCUCUACCUCAAAUUCUCCUGGGUCCCACUCGUUGCUGUUCUCUACCUUGUGCUCUUCUUCUGCCAUCGAGCUGUUCGUGUUGAUGAUCGCAACAGGAAUCGCUACAUCUCAGCCUGGACGCGAUACACAAGCCUCGUGCCCAAACUACUCGUCCCCAAGGUGUUUUAAUUGCAGAACAGCAUCAUCUUUGCACAAGAAAUUUUUUUAAAAAAAUUUCUUGAUUAAAUUCUCGAAUGAGGAGUAAGUUUAAAUUCGUCGUUUUUUUUUGGCUAAAUUGGAUCCGGGUCGGAUUGGCGCUUUCAAUUUUUAAUUUUUAAAAAAUUAUGAUUUUUUUAAUUAUUACAAUUUUAAUGUUAGUAUCUGAGGCUCAACACAAUUAACAAACAAAAAAUAAAUAAAUAAAAAAGAAUUUUUAAUUUAAAGAAAAACACUCACUAAAAGAAAUUAUUUUUAGCCAUAGGGAACUUUUUUUAAAUGUAUUUUACGCAUUUUUUUUAUUUUUAAUCCGGCCUUGGCUUUAAAUGAUUUUUUUUUAUCAUGAAACAGAUUAAGAAAUUAUUAAUAGAAAAUGUACGUAAGGUGAAGAAAACAAAACUAGUGUAAUAUUUCUCAAUGUAGGAUAAAAAAUAAAAAAAGAAGAAAAUGGGUGAAAGAUACAUAAAAA
Molecule: messenger RNA, 2572 nt
Organism: Phlebotomus papatasi
Lineage: Eukaryota; Metazoa; Arthropoda; Insecta; Diptera; Psychodidae
Gene: LBR
Product: lamin-B receptor
Exons: 4
Coding region: 151-2076 (641 amino acids)
Biological process (GO): sterol biosynthetic process
Cellular component (GO): endoplasmic reticulum membrane; nuclear inner membrane
Molecular function (GO): oxidoreductase activity, acting on the CH-CH group of donors, NAD or NADP as acceptor
Source: RefSeq, a predicted model, not a curated record